This is a messenger RNA of Histoplasma capsulatum G186AR, 2109 nucleotides long. RefSeq names its product TBC1D5 protein. The coding region runs from base 1 to 2109 and encodes 702 amino acids. Gene Ontology annotation, biological process: activation of GTPase activity. The record is from RefSeq and is a predicted model, not a curated record. Gene Ontology annotation, molecular function: GTPase activator activity. NCBI's taxonomy places the organism in Eukaryota, Fungi, Ascomycota, Eurotiomycetes, Onygenales, Ajellomycetaceae. The transcript is spliced from 6 exons.
AUGAAAACUGUGGAGGAAGCUCGGAAACGUUGGCAUUCGCUUUUCAACGGCAAAUCCUCGUUAGCCGAGCUCAAGCACGCGUUGAGAGACAAACAUGGUGGGGGACCAUGUGAAGAUGGUUUGAGAUCGGUGUGCUGGAAGGCGUUUCUUAUUCAUCAAAACCUCGAUACCGCUUCUUGGCCUGUCCAGAUACUUGACUCGAGAGCUGCGUACCAGUCACUGCGGGAAUACUUCCUAAAGUAUAUACAGCAUCCAGAUGACCUACCGUCUACAGCAGACCCGUUGGCCGAGGAUGAUGAGUCUCCUUGGCAAACCCUACGACGAGAUGAAGCUAUAAGGGCAGAAAUAUACCAGGAUGUGGAAAGAUGCAUGCAGGAAAACUAUUUCUUUCGGGAGCCCACGACAAAGGCACGGAUGCUAGAUAUACUGUUCAUAUACACAAAAUUGAAUGCCGACCUUGGCUACCGACAGGGCAUGCAUGAGUUACUAGCACCUGUUUUGUGGAUUGUAGAACACGAUGCAAUUGACAAAAAGUCCAUAGAUGUUUCAGCCUCUCAUAAUAGAACGGACGAUUUGAUGCUGCAGGUCCUCGAUAUGGAGUACACAGAACAUGAUGCCUUCACGAUCUUCUGUGCUAUCAUGCAGACUGGAAAGCUAUUUUAUGAGCAAGAGGCCAAAAAGGUACCUGGGGUCCAAUCAGAUAUUUCGCCUAUCGUUGCUCGGAGCCAGCACAUCCAUCAAGUAGUGCUCAGGGCUGUUGACCCGGAAUUGGCAGAUCAUCUACAAGUUACAGAGAUACUUCCACAAAUAUUCUUAACUCGCUGGAUACGUCUCCUAUUUGGCCGAGAAUUUUCAUUCCAAGAAGUGCUCAGCAUAUGGGAUUUACUAUUUGCCGAAAAAAUGAGACUCGAACUAAUUGAUGCUAUUUGCGUUGCAAUGCUUCUCAGGAUCAGGUGGCAACUGCUCGAUGCGGAUUACUCUUCUGCUCUGGGACUGUUAUUGCGAUAUCCUGCGCCGACUCCCUGCAAGCCAGUAACCUUCGUAGAAGACGGUCUCUUCCUCGAAAAAAACACAAAUUGCGAAGGCGCAUCACUACUUAUACAGAAGUAUUCAGGAAAGGCACCUGAUCCAAAUAAGCAGUACAUUCCACCGACUCAGAUUGCAGUCGCACGAUUUCCGCCUCGCAGAAGGAAGAAACUUACAAGCCGAGAACCCAGCAGUGCGCCAAGCGAAGUUCCGUCCCCGAGCGUUUCUCCCGCAAGAAACCACCAACGACGGCUCGAUUCUUUGUUCCAGGACGUGUCGGAAGGGCUACAACGCCGUACAGAGGGAUGGGGCGUAACCAAAGCCGUUCGUGGCGCAAUGGUUGAAGCUAGACGCAAUAUCCAAAACAUGCACUCCAGUGCAAGUACUCCCGCACCCCGGCGCAUCGAAAGCCCGCCUCACGACUCGCCUAGCCCGCCACAUAUCAGCCUUGCUACGAUACGUAGGCUAAAUGCUAGAAUUUCCGCUCUUGAGAGCCGGAGCCAGACUUUGGCUGGAAUGUUGGGAGAAGCCAUUAACGAGUUGCAUACUAAGCAAGUGCAUCCAAACAAUUCCGGCAUUGAGGCCAUCGAUCUUGCUCUGGCAAAACUGCAAUUUGUGCAAGUGUACCUAGAAGACCCCACUAUCCCAAUCCCCGACGAAGAAAAAUCAGCCACACAGGCUCCAGCCAGAGCACGUUCAAGUGAACCUGUGUCCAACGUCGUUGCGGGCAAAGAAAACAACACCCCCAGCGGCCAGCCGAGGGGAAAUAAUAACUCAGCAUUCCUUGAACUGCCUAACAACGGAGACUCAGAGGCCUCAGACAUUAUCAAACCGGUCCCAUUGCGACCAGCAGCAGCGCCGGCAACGCGCGCACCCAUAGCAGAGUCACCAUUUUCGUGGAUGUUGGGUGAUAACAGGGAGCGUUCGGGGUUUGUGACAUCCGUGGCAGUCCCCCCAGAGCAGAGUCGGAGUACAGGCACGCUUUUUGGGGACAACCGGGCUGAUGAGAGGAGGAAACCGCCCGGAGAUGAAGAGGAUGGCGUUGUCCUAGAUAGCUUGCGUGGAGUAGCCAAAACGUCAUAA